This is a messenger RNA of Prunus armeniaca (apricot), 216 nucleotides long. NCBI's taxonomy places the organism in Eukaryota, Viridiplantae, Streptophyta, Magnoliopsida, Rosales, Rosaceae. The record is from the annotation of a GenBank genome assembly.
AUGGGUCGGACUGGGCUUCAGACACCUAAGCCCAAGCCCAGCCCAGCCAAAGGUGUGACGGGCCAUCUCAAAGCUCAUAACGGGCCAGGCCGGGCUUUUUUCGAUGGGUCGGGCGGCCCCCCAUCGGCCCAUGAGCCCACGGGCCAAAUGAUGAGGCCUAGCAAAGUGAAAAGCACAUCCGCUCUAACCAACUUGACUAAGCCCAUAUCUACUUAA